Molecule: messenger RNA, 3041 nt
Organism: Schistocerca cancellata (South American locust)
Lineage: Eukaryota; Metazoa; Arthropoda; Insecta; Orthoptera; Acrididae
Product: tyramine receptor tyra-2
Exons: 6
Coding region: 426-2225 (599 amino acids)
Biological process (GO): G protein-coupled receptor signaling pathway
Cellular component (GO): membrane
Molecular function (GO): G protein-coupled receptor activity
Source: RefSeq, a predicted model, not a curated record
GUGUCCGCCAGUUGACGCGCCCAGUCGCUGCCGCGUGCGCCAACGUCUGCGGAGAGCCACCUGGAGCGCCAACACACACACACCACAACGCAGCACAACACUAGGCAGGCGUCUGCUGCUGCGGGCAUCCACGACCACCUCACCUGCCGCUCCAGCUCCCCGUCUGUAGGUGACGUCCGUGUAAAUGGGCGGUCGCGAUGUCGAUGACAGCUCGGUGUCCGAGCGAGUGCCUGUCGAACGCGAGACACGAGUGCGUGUGUAAAAAGCUGCGCCGCUUCAAACUGAGACCACUGGACUGAACGACUUUUUUCUUGUUUACGAAGUGAACCCUCGUUGCGUUUACCACGGAGGAAACUACGCUCCACUCGGCGCCCACAGUGACUGAGCCACCGACGAUAUUAGAGUCCAGUGAAGGCCCUCGGCGAAUGGCGUCGGGGGCGGCUGUGGCGGCGACUGCGACGGCGACGGACGCGGGGGCGGCGCUGCUGGUGGCGUGCGACGUGGCGCUGCUCUUCCUGUUGGUGGCGGGGCUCGUGGCCAACGCUACCGUGCUGCUCGUCUUCUACCGGCGGCCCGGCCUACGCACCCUAUCCAACAGGUUCGUGCUGAAUCUGGUGGCGACGAACCUGUCGGCGUGCUGCGUGUUCCUUCCGCUGGCGGCUGCAGACUCUGUGCUGUCCCGACCGCUGUGGGCGCUCUGUUCCGCCGGCCGAGCCGCCGCCGCCGCCACCUGCGCAGCCUCAAUCCUUGGAGUACUGCUCAUCGCGCUCGACCAGUACUGCGCAGUGGUCGACCCGCUGCACUACCACUCGCGCAUCAACAAGCUGCGCUCCGCAGCCAUGAUGCUGACGGCGUGGAGUGUGGCGCUGGUGUUCGGCGCCCUGGCGGGCAUCGUCCCGGUGGAGGACUCCACCGGCUCCAGUCUGUGGCAGGCGUGCCUGUACCGGCAUGCGCGUUCCGCUCCCAACACCAACACCAACACCACCACCGACAACACCAACACCACCAGCUCCAUCAGCGUGGAGGAGCCACAGCUGGAGCGGGCUGACUACUCUCUCUACAGGGAGACCUUCGCCGCCUGCUACGCAAUCUUCAUAUUCGCCAUCCCAUUUGCUGGUAUCGCGUGGAUCUACCUGUGCAUCUACUCUGCGGCACACAACAACAGCAAGCGGACGCGGCUCACUGGUUCUGGUCCGGUGGCAGCCAGCUCUCAGCUGACGUCACAAGUGAGCACAGCGGACGCGUCUGUCGACGCACAGGUGGCGGACUGCCAACCGCUGGCGUCCGUGGCGGAGGAAGCAUCGUGCGACCUGCAGCCGCCGCAGCUGCAACAGCAGCAGCAGCAGCCCACCACCAUCACCUUCUCCGUGUCCGCUGCGCCCGCCUCGGAGGACAACACGGCCCUCCUGCAACAAGUGACAGUGACGGUGACGCCGCCGAGCUCCCCGCAGAAGGGCGCCGGCCCUGCCACCUGCCAGUCGUCGCCGGCGCCUUCGACGCCGCUCUCGCGCGCUGCCAGCGUCCGCAGCACGUCGAGCAGCAUCGUGACGUCACUGAAGCACCGCAUCUCGAACGCGAGCGUGUUCCGCUACCGCGAAGAGACGCGGGCCGCGCGCGUCUCGGCGCUCGUCGUGGUGAUGGCGCUCUUCUGCUGGUUCCCCUACGUGGCGGCGCUGCUGCUGCACUCGGGGCUGCUGGUGGCGCUGCCUGCCGGCGGCGUGCCGCACUACGUGGACGCGCUCAGCCUCACCAUGCUGGCCGCGGGCACGGUCGCCUCGCCAUUUCUCUUCGCCCUCCGGUCGCGCCGCGUCCAGCGCGAGGUCCGCCGUAUCUUCGGGCUGCCGAGGCCGUCCGAGGCGGGGUCCGGUACCGCCACGUGCCGUCGAAAGGCGCCCACGUUGAGGCGUCCGCCGUCUGUGCAGGUCCACCAUCCCCAGCAGACGCAUCUCACUGCAAACUACAGCCACGUGUCGCUGGACGUAAUGGCCUCCCUGGCGGAAGGCGAGACUGACUCUCUGUCCAAAGACAGUUCCUCGUCGGUGCUGCAGUCUUUGCUCAGCAAAACUAAAUGGGGCACCAAGCAGCCCAAGUGCCGGACUAUGCUGUGCGACUUUGUGCCAGUUCCCGACGCGGCUCUCAGUGUGGACACUUGUCGCAGUUCCUUCUCCAGUGGUGCUAGUACGCAGUACACGUCUUCCACCGUGGACACUGGAAUAGAUGACUGAGAUCGCCAACUGCAGUGGUAUAGUUCGACUGUGUGAAUGUAACGACUGUUCGAAAAGACACUGUACAGUGCCGCAUUGUGUAUUUGCCAUUUUCUGUAUCCGUAGCCUGGAGUGCGAGUAAAACUGAUACUGUCAAUGCACGAUUGUGUACCGUAUUCCACUAAGUAUUCAAACUGUCAAAAACAUAACAAACACGUCUGUGGUUUUUUGCUGUGUUAGAAAUUUUGCAGAGCACUUACAAUUAGGAACUUCAGUAAGGAUGCUCUGGAGGUUGAUGUGUAGCAAGUGUACUGUUUAGGGGAAAGAAGCUGAAGCACAGUCUCAGCUGAAAAUGGCUGCAUACUGAUUGCAGACUCUUCCAUCAAGAGAACAAUAAACUAGACCAAAAUCAAUGCUAGAGCAUCACAAGUUAAUUGUGACAUACCUCAGACAAAGUCGUUGUAGUAGUAGUGCUGUAAAUAGAGCAUAUUUGAACAGUUAAGAUAUGUAUAGUGCAGCUUGUCAGUAUUCCCUACAAUUAAGUUCCUGAAAGUGCUUAACUUUCUCAGAAGAAUGAUGAAGAUGUUGCUGAGAGUACCACCAGCAUAUAACAAAAUUUGCAGGGUCUUGUGAUAGUAAGAAAUUCCAUUACUGUGAGUUCAUUAAGGAAGAAAAUUUAUUGUGGAGACUGUUAUAGGCAGCCAACAUUUCAGAUUUUCUGAAAUUUCAGUAUUCCACAGCUUGGUAGUGAAACUUUAAGUCAACAACUACAUUGCUGAAUAUGAGAGAGAGAGAGAUAGAGAGAGAGAGAGAGAGAGAGAGAGAGAGAGAGAGAGA